GCGCCAACAGCUGCUGCCGUUCCCACUCGUGCUGUGGCCGCCCCCGGCGCCUUAUCUCUUGCCGGGAGUAGAAGGGCAACGCGGCCCCGGGGACGCGGCCGGGGGGUGGGGGGAUGGCGGAGCCCGGCGGGACAUCCUCAGGCGCAGGCGGAGCUGGUGGGAAUUCCUCGGGGCCGGGCGGGACCGACCCAGGUUCGCUGCCCCCCGGCGACGCGCAGCUCAUCGGCCUCAUCGUGGGCCAGCUCAAGAGCCGCGGCCUCUUCGACGCUUUUCGCCGGGACUGCCUAGCCGACGUCGAUACUAAGCCAGCCUAUCAGAAUUUGAGACAGAAAGUGGACAACUUUGUAUCUACCCAUCUGGAUAAGCAAGAAUGGAACCCAGCAAUGAACAAAAACCAACUACGGAAUGGGCUCAGACAAAGUGUGAUUCAGUCAGGGAUGCUGGAAGCUGGAGUGGACAGAAUUAUUUCUCAGGUGGUGGAUCCAAAACUUAACCACAUCUUCAGGCCACAGAUAGAGAAGGCAAUUCAUGAUUUCCUGGCUGCACAGAAGAAAGAGGACAUGGUGCCAGCUCCUCCUCCUCCCCCAGAGCCUGAGACUCAGAAUCCUUCUCCACCCCAAGAUGCCUCGUAAGGUCUGGUAUUGCGGCACAUCUUUCUUUGCACACAUUUGUAAUCCAUUUGUGAGCCACUCGUGUAAAUUAAAUAGCCAAAGGACAGUAUUUGAUUGUCAGGUCAGUGCCAAAAUUACUGCAAAAGUAAGAACAAGCUGUGACUUCGAAGUCUAUAAUAUUUGUCAUUAAAAGCACUGCAGUAUUGUACUUGGUCCUCUUUGUUAGUAAUAGUACAUUUUUUUACCAGGCGAGGCAGCAAUUUGGUUAUUGAGUAGCUACUCAAAGAUACAGGAAGGAUUGCAGCUCAAAUUAUCCUUGAGUAAAGGCUUAAUUAUUAAGACACCAUUAAUCCUGGGGUGAGGGUGGGGGAGAGUGGACCAGUCAUUAAAUAUGUGAAGAACGACAUAGAUUCAUGUAUAGAGUGCUGUUUCAGCUGAGCCUGAAUUAUCUUAACUAACCAAUUUGGGUAACUUACACAAUUGAUUAGGAGCCAAUAGCUAUCGCUCAGGUAGCUCUCAUCUUUUAGGACACUGACUCCAGAUUGAGCAUCCCAAUGUUGGUAAAUACUAACCAUUUCUAUUAGGUGCCCCAUAUAACACAACUUGUCAACAAUUACGGUAAUGGCAGUGAAUUUGAAUGUGCAUUGCUUUGCUAUCAUGAAGUUAGAGAUUUAGGAAACCUCUUUUAGAACUUCGAGAACUAGAUCUACAGUCCCUAUUUUUAGCAAAGCUCCAACUUGCUCAAAGACAGGAAUAGAAAAUCUGCCUUUUGGUUUUUGAGCUUCCCUUCUUCACCAGACUCAUGAGUUGCUAUCCUGUAGGCUGCAUCAUAGAGAAAAUCCGGCCUCUACUGCAGAGGGUUUUCUCUGUCUUCACACGUGGUGUACAUAUAAAGUUUAGUGUGGUAUUAAGGACAUACCCCACCCCUUACUUAGACAUAGAACGA
Messenger RNA from Thamnophis sirtalis, 1557 nucleotides. Lineage: Eukaryota; Metazoa; Chordata; Lepidosauria; Squamata; Natricidae. The record is from RefSeq and is a predicted model, not a curated record.